Messenger RNA from Paralichthys olivaceus (Japanese flounder), 7416 nucleotides. RefSeq names its product Nance-Horan syndrome a (congenital cataracts and dental anomalies) (gene nhsa). NCBI's taxonomy places the organism in Eukaryota, Metazoa, Chordata, Actinopteri, Pleuronectiformes, Paralichthyidae. The record is from RefSeq and is a predicted model, not a curated record. Gene Ontology annotation, biological process: cell differentiation; lens development in camera-type eye.
GCCGGCGCCGCGGCCACGAGCACUACACUCUUCUCCGGCCAGUGGAGGGAUGGGGGGCUCCAGCUGCAGCUGAACCCAGACAAACUGGAUCAGGGGUCGAGGGGGAAGAAGUGCUCUCUGCCCGCCCUCGGGUGACUUCUGUUGGAUUAACUCCGCGCCAACAUGCCGUUCGCCAAGCGACUCGUGGAGCCCCAGUUACUGUGCAGGUACCAGGUCCCGGGCGAGGAGGCUGUGCUCUACGAGGACCUGGUCUCCAUCAGUCAUGUGGCUCUAUCCCGGACCUUGCGGCAGCUGUCGGACUUGGCCAAACACGCCUGCUCCAUAUUCCAGGAGCUGGAGAGCGACCUGGCCUCCACCAGCCUGCGGGUCAGGGGGCUGCAGAGGAAGAUCGGCCAGCUGCAGCAGACCUGCUCCGAGCUGGACCCCAAACAGGAGGCCGUGCCGGUGUCGAACCUGGAUGUGGAGAGUAAGCUGACGACACAUUACCAAGCUCCGUGGCACCAGCAGAGGAACAUUUUCCACCACUCCACGCGGCCAGUAUGUGUAGAAGAGCUCCACAGGCAAGCCACCCUCAGCCUGUGGGCCCUGCAUCGAGAUCACCAGGGCAGACGAUCGGGCAGCAGGGAGCGGAGAGUCACUAUCUCCAUCUCGGCUGUGCCCCCGAUGCCCAUGUACCCUUCCCCUCACAUCAUCAAGAAACAAGAGAAAAGGGGCACGGAUUUAACCACGUUUGAAUCCACCCGCUCCUCCUCCCCCACUGAAUGUUGUCACUUCUCUCCCUGGAGCAGAAAGGCUGCGCCCUCUGACCCCGACACUGACGGGGUGGCUCUAGGUCACCGGUCUAAGUUUCCCAUCCCUAACAUCCCCUCCACCCUGGACAAGCAGACUAACUGGUCUGAAGCCCUGCCGCUGCCCACCCCAGAGGAACGAAUGAAAUGCAAUUCCCAAGUCAUCACCUCAUGUGUCAUCCCCAUUAAUGUGACUGGGGUUGGCUUUGACAGAGAUGCUAGUGUGCGCUGCUCGCUCGUUCACUCCCAGUCUUUGCUUCAGAGAAGGAGGAAGCUGCGGAGACGGAGGACUGUCGCUGGCAUUCCCAGACAGGUGCAGCAAGAUUUAGACUCGGAUGACUCUCCAAGUUCUAGAGAGCGGACAGUGAUCGUUCAUGUCAGUCCAGACAUCACUCCCUCUAAUGAGGAGCUGGCCAGCCAUUUCAGCACCAGAGACUCAGGUUGCCAGACUGAAGACUUUCUGAUCUCAGGAGCCCCAUCACGCAGAAGGAUCAGGGCCCAGAGAGUCCAGGGAGUCUCCCUCUCCCUCUCUUACUCUGCAGGCAACAUCUCCUCCUUGCCGGACAGAGCUGACGCCAUGUUCACUGCCUCUGUUGGCCCACACCUGCGCUCCAGGAGUCUGCCUCGAGAUACCAGCAGGAUGAUGGAUAAUGGGCAAAAUGACAGCUAUGAUGAGGAGGAGCUUUCCCACUUUGACCCAGAGAAUUUCCUCCCUGUACCCGGGAAGUUGCUUCUGAAGGAUGAGGAGGAGAGCACAGAUGACCAGGCCAUUUCUGAACACCAGUUGGGCAUCAAGUACAAGCAGCUCUCUGAGAGUCCGGAGCGCAGCUGGAUGGAGAGGACCAGAUCCCAGCUGCCCAGGAAGGCCGACAUGGGCAGCUGUGAGAUCUCCUCUAGUUCAGACACCUUCAGCAGCCCUGUCCACUCCGUCUCUGUUGCAGGGGUGCUGGCAGGCCAGAUGGACCACAAGGAGGACCAUCAGUCUUCCAGCGGAAACUGGAGCGGGAGCAGCUCCACCUGCCCCUCACAAACCUCAGAGACCAUCCCACCUGCAGCCUCUCCACCUCUGACUGGCUCCUCACACUGUGACUCUGAGCUCUCCCUAAACGCUGCCACUCACAAUAACGACGACCCGACCGGCUUCUUGCUGGACCACUACCAGGGCGUCCGGACCCAGCGGACGGGCUCUUUCUCCUCCACAGCGAUGGACAUAUUAGAGGAAGCAGGGGUCAGCACUCCCAUCGAGCAGGAGUGGAGCUACUCCCACCCCGAGCCUCCGCGCCCGCAGGACUUCAGCCCAGAGCCAAACAGAGAAACUGAGAGCAGCCUGGGAUGCCCGAGCUUCACGAGCAUGGCCACCUGCGAGAGCAGCUUCUCUGACAAACCGCCGUCAGAGAAGGCAGACACUGUGUCACACUACUCUGUAGACACUGAAGGGUACUACACCUCCAUGCACUUUGACUGUGGUCUGAAAGGUAGCAGAAGCUUUACUUAUAACUAUGCAGCCUCUGGCUCCGACUGUGGCCUGUCUGACUUGAGUGGUCACAUGUCACUGGCGAGACGCUGCCUCUCUUUAAGAAAGCCAAAGGUGAAGCCGUCUCCACCGAAGAGGAGUUCAUCCUUAAGGAAAAUAUGCAGUGACGGGAACAUCAGUGACAAGAAGGAACCAAAGAUUACAUGUGGGCAGCAACGUCCACUGUCUUCCAAGGAGAGGAGACUGCAGCUAGCUUUGUCUGGCUCUCCGGGUCUUAUAGAAAACUCUUCACUGUCCAGAGAGCCCUUUGUGGUCUGGGGGGUGGAGGGCUCAGUCGAGCUACCCGAACUUGGUGUUUUUAGCUCAACCGAUACACAUUCGUUCAAGGAUGAGGGGGUCGUUCAGUCGGACUAUGCAGAUCUGUGGCUGCUGAAUGAUUUAAAAUCCAGCGAUCCUUACCGAUCUUUGUCAAACUCCAGCACAGCUACAGGUACAACUGUUAUAGAGUGCAUCAAGUCGCAGGAGAGCUCAGAGUCGCAGACAUCCCAGUCUGGCUCCAGAGCCACCACUCCCUCACUGCCAUCAGUCGAGGGCGAGUUUAAGCUGUCCUCUCCAGAGAAGUUGGCGGGCCUGGCCAGCCCAUCCAGCGGCUACUCUAGUCAGUCAGAGACCCCCACCUCCUCAUUCCCCUCCGCCUUCUUUCCUGGGCCACUGUCACCAUCCAGUGGUAAGAGGAAGCCCAAAGUCCCUGAAAGGAAGUCGUCUCUUUCAUCUUUGUCCCUGCAGUCGCUGUCCUGCGUGGACGGAGCCACCUCGAAGAGAGACCUGGAGCUGCCCAUAAUCCCUCCCUCCCACCUCGACCUAAGUGCCCUUCAAGGUGUCAACAAGGCCUCGGCUUACAGGACCCAGAUUCAAAUUCUUCACCAAAACAAACAGAAGGCUGCAGUGUCAGCCAAAGCUGCUCCCUGUAACUCAGAGGUGUUCAACACCCGCCCCCUGUCCAUCACACCCACCGUGCUGCACUCGGUGCAGCUCCGAUCCAUCAAUAAAGACACAGAGGAAAGUCAUGAGGACAGAACCACUUUCAAACUGAAAUGUCCGACAGUGAACUUGAAAAGCACACUUUCCAAUAGUAAAUCAUUAGAGCUCAAGAGUCCACUGAUAUACAGCUCACAUCAUCAUUACACAUCCUCGCAGGAGUUGUCUAAAUCAAUGUUUGGCUCUAAUGAGGAGCUUGCAUGUGGAGAUGCAGCAUGGCAGGGUGAGCUGAGGACCGAGCAGGACGCAGAGUCUCCUCUAGAGAGUGUGACAGUGUGCAGACUGCAGUCAGAGCCGUCAGCAGACGUCCGUGAGACAGCCUCGAGCCAGGAAGCAGAGAUGUGCAGACAGUCAGUAGAAACACCUCUCUGCUCUGUGGACUGCAGCUCGCAGUCAGAGCCCGUACAACAGCCGAGAAGUGAGCCCCCUGAAGAAGAGCUGUGUUCAAAUCCCUCUGUUCUGCACAGUUCACCCAACACAUCCGACAGUCUUGAAGAAGUGCCUGCUACUGAUGGUCAAUCAGAGUCGAUGCAAGAGAGUCCAAUCAGAAAUGAAGAUUACAAAGAGGAGGAAUGUGACUCGUCAGGUGCUUCAGCAGAAAGUGUCUCCCAGGACGGGACCACACCAGAGACAGAGGAUUACUUCAGUAAAGACUCCACACCCAGUGACACUGUAGCGUCCACACUGAGUGAUGAGUCGCGGCCAGAAGACGACAUUGUGUUUCUGUCACCCACCAAAACUCGCACCACUGAGGAUCUGUUUGCGAUGAUACACAGGUCCAAAAGGAAAGUGUUGGGUCGGAAGGACUCCGCUGAGUUAGGUGCGAGGAACCGUCUCAAUGCUACAUUGGGACCUACGCCACCCAGCAGCACCAUCAGCUCCCCAGUCUCAGUGGUGUCGACCCCCACCGCCGCGACCCCACCGGGCCCACAGAGAGUCCCCGUGCCCAUCUACAGGAACGUAAAGAAGUCCAGCACCUCCAACGAGGAAUUUAAACUGCUGCUGCUCAAAAAGGGCAGCCGCUCAGACUCCAGUUACCGCAUGUCAGCGACAGAGAUCCUCAAGAGCCCCAUCGCUCCUAAAUCUCCGGGAGAUUCUCUGACGGAGUUGCCCGGGCAGCCGGAGGAGCUCGCCUCCCCCUUGCAACAACAGCAGCAUAAUUCAGGGCCGGAUCAGCUCUCCAGCCCCUACCCCAAAGCCUAUGCUGAGGGCUUCUCUCCCAAAUCCUACCCCACAUCUGCUGCGUCCAGGCAGGGCCGCUCCAGAAUCCCCCCACCCGCCAACAGCAGCCGCUACGGCAUGCGCAGCAGACUGUUCUCAGCACCCAUGCAGGCCAUUUCUGAGGGUGAGACAGAGAACUCAGACGGAAGUCCUCACGAUGACCGCUCGUCACAGGGCUCCACGUAGAAUACAGAGUAUAAAUGUCAAAGGUAUGAAAUUAUUUUUUUAGUUUAAAGAUCAAACUAUGGACCAUAGUGAGUUAUAAUAUAUACUAGACGUGGUGAGAGGCAGGAGCAUUGAUGAGGAUCAUUUGGUUACACAGAAGACUAGAGGAAAACCUAUGCUGUUAAAAAAUCCUAAUUGAACUAGAUCUGGAUGAGUUUUAGAGCUGUUUCCUAUUUGUGUUUUUUUGUGGAUAUUUUAAACCUGUGUUUAUCUGUGUUCAGAAAUAUUUUAUACAUAUAGUAAUUCUAAAAUUGGAAUGAAAUGUUAGGAUAAGAACUGGGUUAUUUAGCAGCUGCAUUUUGUAGAUGAUUUAUGAAAAUAAAUUACAGGUCAAACAUUUCUUCAGUUCCUCAGAAAACACAAGCUGGUUAGUGUAUGGCACAUUGCCCAAAGCCAUAUAUGACACCCAGCUGACUCCCAACAAAACAAGUAUGUUCAUGUUUGAUCUGUUUUAUCUUCACUGUCGACAAAAACUCUGAACGUACAUUUUUUAGAUUUAUUGUAAAACUGUAUGUAUUCUAUGAAUACCUAUGCAAUUAGACACACAAUUUGUACAUCUCCUUACACCAGUUUUACCUAAAUUAUUUUGAUACCCACAACUGAAUAUCAGGACAAACACAAACAGCACAAUGCAUCUACUCAAAGUCCUGGGAGACAUCUGAUGUAAUGUGUUUAUAUACUGCCCUCAGUCCUUUUUAAGAGCAUAUAUUAAUCAAAUCAAUGAAAUAGUGAAUUAUUACAAUAUUUUAAAGUUCUAAUGCAAUAACGAGACGGAUUAGAGGUGAGACAAGAAUGUCAGAGCCAAGCACUAAGUUGACAAUCUCUGGAGAAAAGGAGGGAGCAGGUGAAAACAUGGGAGAAAAAUAAGUGAUCAAAAAGUUGCAGGAGGUGAAACAGGAGAGCUUUAGGAGAAAGAUGGAAAAAUGUAAUAAAGGUCAUUCAUGGUUUACUGACUGAAUUGUUGAAAGAGGCGAGUGGAAAGUGUUCAGGAGGAUCAGAAAUACAAAUACAGACAGUAAAGCUGUUUUCAGACAUGAACUGUGAAGAUUGGGUCCAGACUGCGUUCACAGCAACACAGAAAUUGAUUCACUCAGAUGAGGGGGGGUGGAGCAGGCAGACAUAACAUAUGAAUUCAGCUGUGGAGAUCACGUCAGCACCGACAUCAGCCCCCAAUCACCAAAAACUCUCUUGACAUCUUUCUCUGUGUCUUCGACAUGUGUGAGAUAUUUUUAUUCUUUUAGCUUGUAAGAAACAUCAUCAACACCCAGAACGUCCUUGGAUAAUCCAGAGUUCAGUGCAUGUCUGAAAGCAGCUUUUGUGACCAAGCAGCGUUGGGCCUCAGCAAGUCAAGUGUUUCAGUUUCGAUGGAGGACGUAGGGUCACAUUUGGAGCCAGGUUAUCGUCUGCGAUGAAAGUUCUAGAUCUGGAGACGUAGCAUUUGCUGCUAUUUUGUACCAGAUGUAUGUGUAUUUUACUCCCUGUCAAAACAACUGUCACAUUUUCUAUGUGAACUAAUCUUGAUAUAUUUAUUUUUAUACCCAGCACAGAAAAUCUCCCUGAUUUGGUUUUAAACCCUGAAAUAACCCCCCCCCCAAAAAAAACUGAACAUUUUUAUGAAAGUAUGCAAAUUAAUUGCUGUAAUUUUUAAACCUAUUUUAUUCAAAUGCUUAUUUUGUUAAUGAGAGACAAAUAAACAAUUUAUUUGAGAAAUUGUCUUGCAGAGACAAAUAGGAAAAGAACUCAUUAAUUGUCAUUAAAAGAUGACACACACAGCCAUAAGCUAGAAGAGAGGUUAUAGCUGUAACCCUGGUACUCUGAAGCAGUUUUUCUGUCCCACAUAUUUACAACACUUUCUUAAGUAAACAAAUAGUGUUUAUUGCAGUGAUCGACAAUUAUGCAAAGCUGAUGGAGUCUAUGUAGCCAUAUGACCAUGUAGAAGACUGUUCUUCACUACUGGUGCACUGUAGGUGUCUUCAUUUUGGCCUUAAUAAUGACGCUCCACUCUGAAGCAGUUACACACAUGUAUAACAGGGUACACAGUGGGUUACGUCUGGUAACCUUCAUUCCAACAUUUGAUUUUUCUUUGCACUGAUAAAGUGAUGUUUCAUUGGUCUCUCGCUGUACCUGGACAUAUUUAUAGACUUUUACAUGGAGCUGUUUGACUCUUCUUUGAAAUAUAUCCUCACUCUGAGUUCGCUGUAGGAGUGGUGUAGAUGCUUCUGCCAAAGGCUACAACACGUACGUGUUAUUGGCAUCGAACCGUUUUCUUCCUGUCUUGUUUACGUGGCUCAAGCGUUCUUGAAAACACAAACCAACACUAAAGAAGCAUUAGUGUAACUUAAGGUACUAGAUGCAUUUCAUGUCAGAUCAACCUCUAUAGUAUAUUGUUGUUUUUUUGUACAAAAAUGUUGUAAAUACAAUAAGUUUUGUAAGUGUCACAAAGGUUGUUUGAAUUGUUUUUUAUGUAAAAAAAAUAUGUUUUGAAAGUUUACAUUCAUUUCAGACCUUUGUAUAUGUUUGAGCUGUGGAACACUUUGUCUUGUAUUUAUUUUUUAGUAAGCAUUGUGGAAAUCCCAUAGUAAAUCCUAUCAAAGCCAACUGUGAGCACGACAGGCUGCUUAGCAAAUGUGUAUAAAACAGACAAAUAAAUGUGACUGCUUUGAAAAUGAA